Molecule: messenger RNA, 1361 nt
Organism: Corythoichthys intestinalis (scribbled pipefish)
Lineage: Eukaryota; Metazoa; Chordata; Actinopteri; Syngnathiformes; Syngnathidae
Gene: laptm4a
Product: lysosomal protein transmembrane 4 alpha
Exons: 7
Coding region: 129-821 (230 amino acids)
Cellular component (GO): lysosomal membrane
Source: RefSeq, a predicted model, not a curated record
UUCCGGGUGCUUGUUGUCAUCCAGAGAAAAAUCGCAAGUGCAGCCGAGCGACGAGGACGUUUCAUCACUGCGUUUUUGGAGAUUAUUUUUAUACAUAUUUGCAGACUCUACCGUGACUGGGUGGGGGAAUGCAGCAUUUUAAACUCAGUCGAGACAAACUGUACAGCACAAGAUGCUGUGUAUGUUGCCACGUCCGGACGGGAACUAUUAUCCUCGGAACAUGGUACAUGGUAAUUAACCUGUUGAUGGGAAUCCUGCUAACGGUUGCUGCGACGCAUCCGGAAAGUGUUCCCUCUGUCAACUUACAAUAUGCUGUCAUUGACCAUUACUUAACAUCUGACAGGAUGUCAGGUAAUGCCGGUGCCGGACUGGCCAUUUCUCUGCUGAUGGUCACUAUCAGUGCAGUGAUGCUGUAUGGAGCCAUUACACAUCGCAGUGGGCUGCUCAUACCGUUUUUCUGCUACCAGAUGUUCGACUUUGCUCUGAGCUGCCUGGUGGCCUGCAGCUCUCUCACCUACCUGCCCAGAAUACAGGAGUACCUGGACCAACUGCCGGAUUUCCCGUACAAGGAUAACCUCCUCUCCCUGGACCCCCGAUUUCUGUUUUUCUUCGUGCUAAUCCUCUUCACCUUCCUCAUUGUCCUGAAGGCAUAUUUGAUGAAUUGUGUGUGGAACUGCUACAAGUACAUCAACAACAGGAACAGACCAGAUGUCGCUGUCUUCCUCUCAUUUGAGAAUCAGCCCCAGUCGGCCCUGCCCACGUAUGAGAUGGCUGUAAACAUGCCCGACAAGGACCCUCCUCCGCCUUACAUGCCGUCUUAAAGACCAGCCAAUCCUACUGUGGACAACACAUACCGCCAAAUGCAUUUCUACAUUCCCUCACUAACCUUCUCCCAGCGCCUCUUAUCUACUGUAUAUAUUUUGUUCAAAGAUGACGGAGGAAAUCCAAAUGAGCGACACCAGCCUUUUUCAUUCUUUGUUUUAAUCAAAUGCAGUCAUCCUCAUGUAGACUGACAAUCCACUCAUUGUAUCUCUUUAAUUAAACAGUUGCAUUUCAUUUUUAGAAACACAGCAAUAGCAUUUUAUGUGUCUUUUAUUUAGCUUUGCUGUGGUUCACUACCAAUUCCACCACCACCAGCUCGGAUGUUUACAUCACACUCUGCUGCCAGCUAGUUUUCCAGCUGCGUACAAGGAGGGAAAGGAGAAAGAAAGCUGCUUUUACACCAGCCUGACAUCAGCUCGUCUGCCGUAAAAGAUUUGUUGUUGCAUGCCCUCCUAUGACUUAACCAUGCUUAUUUUUUCCAUUUCAUUGCUGUAUUCAAACUUUAAUAUAUUUGACUUCAAUAAAGAGCUGAGACCAUC